CCUCAUUGCAUCGUCUGCUUUUUUGUAUCUGAUAAGGCCGUUUUUAUCUUUCCCCAAUCAGUGACAGAUUUAGUAAUGUUCAUAGUUCAAACAAAGAUAAAGUAGCUUAGUUUGAAGAUGGCUGCCCCUGUAUUAGUUGUGUUUUCUGUAGUAUGCAUCAUAACAAUUGCAUAUUAUUUAAUUGUUUUGCUGAAAAAUGUCAACAAUUUCUUGAAAAAAUCAUCUGUUCUAAAUCUUAUUCCUCAUGAGAAACCACACUGGUUGCUGGGACAUAUUCUCGAUUAUCCAGGACCCAACGAUGCUGGCUUGAAAUUUCAGCGUGAAAUGGUAGCAGUCUAUCCGUACAUCUCACUGUAUUGGCUUGGCUAUGUUCCACUUGUUAUGGUCAGUCAUCCAAGCACAGUGAAAGCUAUUCUAAAAACAUCAGAGCCAAAAGGAAAUGUUUAUAAUUUAAUCCGACCAUGGGUUGGAGACGGAUUGCUGGUUAGCAAGGGAGACAAGUGGGCAAGAAACCGUCGCCUUCUGACACCAGCUUUUCAUUUUGACAUUCUGAGACCAUACAUUAAUAUCAAGAACAAAGCUGCGGAUGUAUUUGUGAGUAAUAUGAAGAGGUUUGCUGACAGGAAUGAGUAUUUUGAAGUGUUCGCUGAAGUCAGUAUGUUCACACUGGAUGUCAUACUAAAGUGUGCUUUCUCCUAUGACAUUGACUGCCAAAAUCUUAAAGAAAAACAUCCGUAUGUUGUUGCUGUGACUGCACUUGCAGAUUUAUCAUUAGACAGAUUCUUCAAGCCAUGGUUUCAUUCAGAUUUCAUUUACUUCUUAACGCCUUCUGGUCGAGAGUUCAAGAAACACUGUAACUUCGUCCACAAAGUUGCAGAGGAAAUCAUUGAAAACCGACAGAAAGCUUUGGUGACUUCAAGUGUAGAGCAAGACAUAGUUAAAAGUAAGAGAUGUAUGGAUUUUCUGGACAUUCUUCUGACUGCUAAAGACGAAAAUGGAAUCGGUUUAUCCCAGAUGGAAAUAAGAGAUGAAGUGGACACUUUUCUUUUUGAAGGUCAUGACACCACAGCUAGCGCCAUCUCGUGGACAAUGUUCUCACUAGCUGAACAUCCUGAACACCAGGCGGCAGUGCAGAGAGAAGUUGAUGACCUCAUGGCGGGAAAGAAAACAGAAAAUAUUGAAAUGGAGGACCUGGUCAACCUGCCGUACCUGACGAUGUGUAUUAAAGAGAGCAUGCGACUACACACACCAGUCCCGUUUAUCCAGCGUGAACUCGCUCAGGAGAUGAUCAUUGAGGGACAGAAAAUACCCAGUGGAGUCGUCAUCAGUGUCCCAGUUUACAACGUCCAUCACAACCCGCUCAUUUGGGAUAACUCGACGGAAUUUCGACCAGACAGAUUUUCUCCUGAAAAUGUUGAGAAACGGGAUCCUUUUGCAUUUAUUCCAUUUUCUGCGGGAUCAAGAAACUGUAUUGGCCAAAACUUUGCUAUGCAUGAGAUUAAGUUGAUAUUGGCAAGGCUGUUCUACAAGUACACUCUGGAGCUGGAUCCAAACCACAAAGUAGAGAAGAAACAAGCUCUUGUGAUGCGCACCAUGACCGGCAUCAGGAUGAAACCAGUCCCCAGAGUUCCUGAUACUGCAGAGUAGUUCAGUCGGUUACAUAUAUCGCUAUGGCAUUGACCUCUAUGUGUUUUCACUAAAUUUGAUAGACCAGGUCAUAAACAGGGAACAUUUUGUUCGUAUCAUGUUGCAAUUUGCUACACAAGUUUCAGAGAUUGCUACACAAUUUUAAAACAUUAUACAGUAAUUGAUAUUUCAAUUUUCAGUUGACUAGAAAUAUCACUAAUCAAGAUUUUGAAAACAAAAUGUUAACUGAUAAGUUGCCAGUAAUGGUUAAAAUUCCAUGUUAUGUAUCUGUCAUGUGGAUUUAUUUUUACCCAACAUGACAAACUAUAUUUGACACAUUUUGUGAGAACAUUUUAAUGAAGUCUGUGUCUUCCCUUUUAUGACCAAAUUAGCAACAGAAUAAUGCCAAAAAAAAAUUUCUAAUUUUUAUUUUGUGAAAACUUCAGAAUAAUGUGAGAAAUGUACAUAUUAUUUGAAAUGAAUGAUUUGUCCGGUGAAAUAUAACUUGUUGGUUCCUUUAUUUUCGUAGACUUAAAAUUUCAUGGUUUUGAUUUAAAAACACACACUUUUUGUUAGGUACCUAAAUUCAUGGAUUGAAAAGGUAGAAUCAUACAUUUGCAUUAUAUGCAUACAUAUAUUUCCAUUGUGUCGUUAAAUUCAUUGUCCACAUAAAUCAUGCCACCAUGAACAAAAAUUAUUUUACAAUAAACACAGGAAAGGUGAAUAAUGACUACGGUACACAUUACCUCAACAUACACUAGUAACAUUUUAGGCGAGUGAUGAAUCGAUUGCCUUAUCAUCACAAACUAAUUGCAUGGCUCUUUCAGCAUGAUUUGUGGAAUUGAGUGACCUCAUGACAUCAUAGGGAACACUUCACUGAUGACAAAUUUUUCCAAAUCAUAGUAGAAAAGAGAAUAACUUGAGUUGUUGAAAUAUAUACGGCCACACUAUAUAUCCUUAUUGUUAAUCGUUAGGUGGGAAUAUGCUGUACAGUAAAGGAAUAAUGAUUGACGGCUUUGAGUAGAAACAUUUGACAUUUUACUGACUUCCCUCCCUCCCAUCCCAGGUACUUUUGUUUUUGGCAGUCUUUUUUUUAUAUUAUGAUAUUUAAUCUAGUGCAGACAGAUAUAGUUCCAGAAAAGCUCUAGUGCUUCUCGUUUUGAUUAGUAGCACAAUCAUUACUCGGACAUCAGACCUUCACAUGGAAAAUAUUUAGGGAAGUCAUUAAUUGCUUCACUAAUCUAGAUUAUUGGGAGCCAUUUAAAGGGACAUUCCUGAGUUUGCUGCACUUUUUAAGAUAUUAUCGACUAACAAAGACUUUUUAACGAUUGUAAUUACAUAUCAAAUAUAUUUUUCUGCAUAAAAUAUCAGUGGC
Molecule: messenger RNA, 3001 nt
Organism: Gigantopelta aegis
Lineage: Eukaryota; Metazoa; Mollusca; Gastropoda; Neomphalida; Peltospiridae
Product: cytochrome P450 4F22-like
Exons: 12
Coding region: 118-1647 (509 amino acids)
Molecular function (GO): monooxygenase activity; oxidoreductase activity, acting on paired donors, with incorporation or reduction of molecular oxygen; heme binding
Source: RefSeq, a predicted model, not a curated record